AUGUCCAGACCAGAAUUAAUAGCACCUCCUGAAAUUUACUACGGGGAUACGGAGGCGAAAAAGUAUACGCAGAAUUCUCGAAUUCAACAGAUCCAGGCCGAAAUGACUUAUCGAGCAUUGGAACUACUUAACCUCCCCCCAGACCAGCCAGCCUUCCUCCUGGAUAUAGGUUGCGGAUCUGGACUAUCAGGAGAAAUCUUGGAAGAGCAAGGCCACGCCUGGGUAGGAGUAGAUAUUGCCCCCAGUAUGCUAGAGGUGGCUCUGGAACGGGAGGUUGAAGGCGAUUUAUUCUUGCAAGACAUCGGGCAAGGGUUCGGAUUCCGCCCAGGGAGUUUCGAUGGUGCAAUAAGCAUAUCCGUCAUUCAAUGGCUUCUCAAUGCUGAGACAAGCCACCCCUCGUCCUCACCACCACGACGCCUCACCCGCUUCUUCACGACCCUGCACUCAGCCUUACGAAAUCCCUCCCGAGCCGUCCUGCAAUUCUAUCCCUCCUCAGACGAUCAAAUUCAACUCAUAACGUCCAUCGCCCAAAAAGCGGGCUUUGGUGGAGGUGUCGUAGUCGAUUAUCCCAACUCGAAAAAGGCCAAGAAGGUCUUUCUGUGUCUUUUCGUAGGUAAUGGUGGAGGGCAGCAAGUACCCAAGGGCCUGGAAGGCGAAGAAGCGGGGGAGAGGGCUAAAUUCGAGAAACGGAGAGAGCGAGAGAAAAGAAGGAAGGACAGCAAGAAGAAUAAUGUCAAGGAUCGUGACUGGAUUUUGAAGAAGAAAGAUCUGUAUCGGCGUCGCGGUAAGGAAGACGUACCAAGAGACAGUCAAUAUACAGGGCGGAAACGGCGACCUGCAUUCUAG
Molecule: messenger RNA, 846 nt
Organism: Gloeophyllum trabeum ATCC 11539
Lineage: Eukaryota; Fungi; Basidiomycota; Agaricomycetes; Gloeophyllales; Gloeophyllaceae
Exons: 6
Coding region: 1-846 (281 amino acids)
Biological process (GO): rRNA (guanine-N7)-methylation
Cellular component (GO): nucleolus
Molecular function (GO): rRNA (guanine) methyltransferase activity
Source: RefSeq, a predicted model, not a curated record